AAAUUCACAAAUUUGCAAUGUACGGCAUUUGAUGAGGGAUUUGUCAUAUUCGACUUUUGUCGCUUGCGCGCAGUGAAGCGUGAUGUAAAUGAGCUCUCGAUAAAGCUUAAAUUCCUACAAGCAACGGAUAGUAUGCGGAAUGUGACGCUACGCGUCCAGCUAAUGCAAAAAGUUAGCGGCUAUAGACCCUUUCUCUAUGAUAUCACCACCGACUUGUGUGAGUAUCUGGAGAAGCGCAAUCAUCCAUUUUUAAAUAUUAUUUUCGAUGAGUUUAGCAAUCAUUCAUUGGCGGCGCAAAAAUGUCCCUUUAGUAAUGAGCUCACGGUUACGCAGCUGCCGUUCCCCAGCCAUAUGCUGAAGGUAUUGCCAUUGCCAAAGAAUGAAUAUGCAAUUUUUGCCACCCUCUCCGUGGUGGGAGAAAAGCGCGCCGGAGUGAAAGUAUAUUUCAUGCUGACGGAUUAG
Messenger RNA from Ceratitis capitata (Mediterranean fruit fly), 462 nucleotides. RefSeq lists its product as uncharacterized. The transcript is spliced from 3 exons. NCBI's taxonomy places the organism in Eukaryota, Metazoa, Arthropoda, Insecta, Diptera, Tephritidae. The annotation marks the transcript as partial. The record is from RefSeq and is a predicted model, not a curated record.